Messenger RNA from Mytilus trossulus (common blue mussel), 1449 nucleotides. RefSeq lists its product as uncharacterized. Gene Ontology annotation, molecular function: nucleic acid binding. Gene Ontology annotation, biological process: DNA integration. NCBI's taxonomy places the organism in Eukaryota, Metazoa, Mollusca, Bivalvia, Mytilida, Mytilidae. The record is from RefSeq and is a predicted model, not a curated record. The coding region runs from base 1 to 1449 and encodes 482 amino acids. The transcript has a single exon.
AUGCUGAACUAUUACAAUAGAUUCUUAGCGAAUUUGUCUCACUUGUUGAAGCCGCUACAUGUACUUCUACAGAAAGACACAAAAUGGAGUUGGGGAAAAGAACAGGAAAAAGCGUUCAUAGAGUCAAAACAGCUGUUGAAAUCCGCAUCAGUACUUGUACAUUUCGAUCCGAAAAAGAAAUCAAUACUAUCUAUGGUGCUUAGAUACAUUUUGAAUGGAUGGCCGUCAAAAUGUCCAAAUGAAGAAAUAAGACCGUAUUAUAGUAGGAAAAAUGAACUCAGUAGUCAGGACGGAUGCAUAUUGUGGGGAGGAAGAGUAAUUAUACCACAACCAGGACGUGAAGCCAUGUUAAAUGAAUUACACCAAGGACAUCCAGGGAUUACUAGAAUGAAAAGUCUAGCAAGAAGCUACAUAUGGUGGCCGGGAAUGGACAAUUACUUGGAAUUAACUGUAGUUAAUUGUUACAGUUGUCAGGAAAACCGCAAGUUACCAGCAGAAGCACCGUUACAUCCGUGGGAAUAUCCGAGCCAUCCGUGGUCAAGAAUACACAUAGACUUUGCAGGACCAUUCAUGAACAAAUCAUUUCUAAUUAUGGUUGAUGCGUAUUCAAAAUGGAUAGACAUACACGUAAUGAAUUCUACAACAUCCGAAGCUACGAUUGCAAAACUUGAACAAACGUUUGCAACACAUGGAUUAUGUGAUCUCAUUAUUAGUGAUAAUGGAGCCGCAUUUACUAGCAAGGAAUUCGCCGAUUAUGUGAAAUCAAAUGGAAUUGAGCAUCGUACUUCUGCGCCGUGGCAUCCAGCUAGUAAUGGUUGUGCUGAACGAGCAGUGCAGAGUUUCAAAGAAGGUAUGAAGAAAAUCAAAGAAGGAACUGUCCAAGAGAAGUUGAACCGUUUUCUUUUCAACUACCGUAUAACGCCACAAACAACGACAGGAUUGGCACCAUCAGAAUUGCUUAUGAAAAGGAAACUCAAGUCGCGUCUAGAUUUAGUUUUUCCAAAUAUCGAGAAGCGAGUUCAGGAGAGACAACAAAAACAAAAACAUUAUCACGAUAAGAAAUCUGUGAACAGACAAAUUAAUGUAGGACAGGGAGUAUUUGCCCGAAAUUUCGCAAUUGGUUCGAAGAUUAAAUGGAUUCCGGGAGAAGUUAUAAAACAAUCAGGACCACUUUCAUUUCAUAUUAAAUUGGAAGAUGGACGUGUCAUUCGGAGACAUAUUGACCACAUCAGAGUACGGAACUUCGAAUGCACAAACAAUGAAAAUGAAGAAAAAUAUGACAAUGACAGUGAUUUGUUUGAACCAGAAAUAACUAUACCGAUAAGUACUCCUGAGACCGAACAACCGCAAGUAGAGAAACCGUUAAACAUCACUGAACAAAUGGAACCACGCUAUCCGAAGAGGAUAAGAAAAGAACCAUCGCAUUUAAAGGAUUUUGUGUUAAAAUAA